Messenger RNA from Oncorhynchus kisutch (coho salmon), 1507 nucleotides. RefSeq names its product trace amine-associated receptor 6-like. The transcript has a single exon. Gene Ontology annotation, molecular function: trace-amine receptor activity. Gene Ontology annotation, cellular component: membrane. The record is from RefSeq and is a predicted model, not a curated record. Bases 55 to 1014 code for a protein of 319 amino acids. Gene Ontology annotation, biological process: G protein-coupled receptor signaling pathway. Lineage: Eukaryota; Metazoa; Chordata; Actinopteri; Salmoniformes; Salmonidae.
CACACACAGGACCAAGCAGGAGCAGGACCUCAACGUUUUGAUCAUUUUCUACAAAUGGAGGAACAUGAAGAUGUUCAAUAUUGUUUUCAAGACAGAAACUCUUCUUGCAGAAAGGCUUUGCUAUCGACAUCUAUCUACAUAACACUGUACAUCUUCUUCUCAGUGAUUUCAACAGUUACAGUAUUUUUGAAUGUCAUUGUGAUCAUCUCCAUCUCUCACUUCAAGCAGCUCCACACUCCAACCAACCUGCUCAUCCUCUCUCUGGCUGUGUCAGAUCUCCUGGUGGGACUGAUUGUGAUACCAGUAACGACUGUAGCAAUAACGGAAUCAUGCUGGAAUUUUGGGGAAUAUUUCUGUGUGUUUCAAUUCUACGUCUCUUGUUUGUGUACUUCUUUAUCUCUGGGCAAUUUGGUCUUGAUAUCUAUUGACCGCUAUGUUGCUGUGUGUGAUCCCUUAUUGUACCACUCUAAAAUAACAAUAGCAAGAAUGAUGUGUUGUAUAUCCAUUACCUGGUGUUGUUGUAUCAUGUACAAUGCUACUAUUAUAAAAAACUUUGUAAGUGUACAGGUUCUGGGUAGGUGUUUGAAAGAAUGUUUAAUUGUUGAAGGGUUAAAUUGGGUUACUAUAAUUGACCUUGUACUUAAAACGGUUGUCCCGUGUUCUAUUAUUAUAACACUUUACAUGAAAAUCUUUGUGGUGGCCAGAUCACAGGCCAGAAAGGUAUUUUCAAAAGAGGCUGCCAGUGUGUCUGGUGUUAAAACUAUACAGGCAAAUAAGUCUGAGAGAAAAGCAGCAAAAACUCUGUCUAUUGUUGUUUUCAACUAUCUCAUUUGUUGGACUCCAUCUCUAUUUCUUUUCUUUCUGUCUUUUUUAACUGAAAAUGUAUCAUUCUUCAUCAUCAGUUUUCUGCCACUUGUAAACUCCUUAAUUAAUCCAAUAAUUUAUGCUUUUUUUUAUCCAUGGUUCAAAGUGACAGCUAAAAUUAUUUUAACUCUGAAUUUAAUACGUUCAUAAGUCCUAUGUUUUUAUUUCCCAGUUUGACAAACAGGUUUGCUAUAGUUUUGUUAUACAAUUGUAACAAUACUCUUUCAUUACAACUUUCUAAUAUUUAUUUGUGCUUCCUUUUGACCACAGAACAGCCUGAAUUCGUCAGGGCAUGGACUCCACAUGUUGUCAAAAGUGUUCCACAGGGAUGCAGGCCCAUAUUGAGUAAAUAAAUACAUUUAUAUUCAGUAAAUAAAUAGUUUAUCUAUAAGUCAAUAAGUCAUUCAUCAUUCAGUCAUUCAGUCAUUAUUCCCAUUUGCUUUAGUAAGCUAGUUAUUCACACAUUUAUAAACAACUUUUAUAGUUUGUAGUAAUGAUUCAUACAUUCAUAAGAUUUUUUAUAAAUGUAAUUAAAAACCAUUUACUACUCAUUAGUAAAGUCAUUUUGCAGACCAUAAACACAUGACUUCCUUCAGCACACUACAGUGUGACUGUUUCAGAAUAAUUUUUUUAAUUUAACAUC